Messenger RNA from Raphanus sativus (radish), 413 nucleotides. Its product is annotated as F-box protein At3g28330-like. Gene Ontology annotation, molecular function: protein binding. The annotation marks the transcript as partial. The record is from RefSeq and is a predicted model, not a curated record. The transcript has a single exon. NCBI's taxonomy places the organism in Eukaryota, Viridiplantae, Streptophyta, Magnoliopsida, Brassicales, Brassicaceae.
AUGGACAAUGAUAUUUGUCCGAUUCCACUAAAGAGUAUCGCCAGUUCCAAAUUGGUCUGCAAGCAAUGGAAAUCAAUACUCGAAUCUCCCUUUCUCCGCAAGCUUUUCCUUUCUCGCCAUCAAAACUCUCAUUCCAUGUGGUCGCUCAUAGUGAAGAUCGAUCAUCAGCAUGAAGCCGUUGCUCAUUACGGAGGCGAUAUUUGGGGUCAUCCACCACAACAACUUGGCUCUUACAUCGUCCCUUGCAUUACCCAAACACUCAUAAACCACAAGGAAAAAUACAGACAAGCCAGAGUCGUGGCUUACACGGAUGUCGGGUUGAUUCUGAUCCGUCUCGUGUCUACCAUCGGGAACGUAUCCUUGUACGUGGCUAAUCCUGUCUCACGAGAAUGCGUAGAAACUUCUCCUCCGUG